AACACGAUUAUUUCAACAAUGUUUGUAUUUACUUCCGAUUAAAAAAAAAACAUAUUUCUUCAUCAUCUUAUGCAAGAGCUUAAGAACUUCCGGGUCGUCCAGAAGAAGCCGGAAGAGAACGAGGACGGCUCGAAAGAUGGCGGCGCACACGCAGAAAAACAACAAACCGGGGAAACCUCCGGGGAAAGCUUCGGGGAAAGAGGCUCAGCCUCUGAUAAUUGCCAAAAGCCCGGCAGAGGAGCAGCGUCUUAAGCUGGAGAGGUUGAUGCGGAACCCUGACAAACUUGCUCCCAUCCCGGACAGACCGAGGGAUUGGAAACCGCGGGCUCCACCUGAGUUCGUCAGGGACGUGAUGGGCUCCAGUGCCGGCGCGGGCAGCGGAGAGUUCCAUGUGUACCGACACCUGCGCCGCAGAGAGUACCAGAGGCAGGACUUUCUGGACAAAAUGUCCGAGCAUCUAAAUAAGGACGACGACUACCUGGAGAAGCUGGAACAAAACAAGCAGGCUGCCGACGACAGAACGGCCAAGCGCAGGAAGAAGCGGGAGAAGUUGAAGCAGAAAAAGAUGAAGGCAAAGAAAGCAAAGCUUGAAAGUAAAAAUAAGAAUGGAGAUGGAGACGAGAAGAGCUCAGACAGUAGUGAGGAAGAGGAAAAGAAGAAGGAGGAGGAGGAGGAACCAGAAGCUGAGGAUGAUGCGGAGGCCCCGAGCUUCAUCAUGGGGAAGAAAUGACUCUGUCCAGACAUGGAAUUGGUUCCUGGCAUUACACAAGUGAUGCGCAUAUAAGAGAAACAAAAACACAAACGAAUUGAUGGACUCUAUUUUACCAAUGGAACGAUUUAAUAAACAGGAUAAUCCUACUGCAGUGUUCAGUGUCAGAAACAUGAGAUUCUUCUGAAUCUUCAUGAUUUACAAAAACAGUGUCAGUAGAUCAAAUGUGUAGGGAUUCCUCUAAUUCACUACAUGUCUAAAAAAUGUUGGUUAAUUUUGGAAUCCUCUGUCUUUUACUCAGUGUUGUAUUUUUUUUUUAAUAAAAAAAGACUGUACAUAAUA
This is a messenger RNA of Solea solea (common sole), 1051 nucleotides long. RefSeq names its product PRKR interacting protein 1 (gene prkrip1). The record is from RefSeq and is a predicted model, not a curated record. The transcript has a single exon. Gene Ontology annotation, cellular component: nucleolus. NCBI's taxonomy places the organism in Eukaryota, Metazoa, Chordata, Actinopteri, Pleuronectiformes, Soleidae. Bases 137 to 730 code for a protein of 197 amino acids. Gene Ontology annotation, biological process: negative regulation of protein kinase activity. Gene Ontology annotation, molecular function: protein kinase binding; double-stranded RNA binding; protein kinase inhibitor activity.